Molecule: messenger RNA, 1878 nt
Organism: Paraphaeosphaeria sporulosa
Lineage: Eukaryota; Fungi; Ascomycota; Dothideomycetes; Pleosporales; Didymosphaeriaceae
Product: gamma-glutamyltranspeptidase
Exons: 2
Coding region: 1-1878 (625 amino acids)
Biological process (GO): glutathione catabolic process
Cellular component (GO): plasma membrane
Molecular function (GO): glutathione gamma-glutamate hydrolase
Source: RefSeq, a predicted model, not a curated record
AUGGUCACGACAUCUGCCACGGCGUUCCUGCUCGCCCUCUCGGCCCUACUGCAUGCCUCCCGUGCUUCAGCCUCAUCAUUUCGUCCCCCACAGAUAGUACUCAACCCGCAUCAAGAUCCCGACUCAUCACAUACGUCUUCAGACCCCCGCCUCGGUGCCAUCGCCAGCGAGAGCAAACUAUGCAGCCGCAUCGGCACUGACCUGCUGCGCGCGGGCGGUAACGCCGCCGACGCCCUCGUUGGCACCGUUUUCUGCGUCGGCGUCGUGGGCAUGUACCACAGCGGGAUCGGCGGUGGCGGCUUCAUGCUGGUCCGCAGUGCCUCUGGCGCCUAUGAGUCUAUCGACUUCCGGGAGACGGCGCCAGGGGCCGCGUCCGAGGAUAUGUAUGUGGGCAACCGAAAUGGCUCUGUUUUCGGGGGAUUGGCAGUUGGUGUGCCGGGGGAGCUGAGGGGGUUAGAGUAUCUGCAUCGAGGGUAUGGGAACCUUAGUUGGCAGAGGGUGAUGACGCCGGCGAUUGAGCUUGCGGAAGGGGGGUUUGAAGUUGGGGAGGAUCUGGUAAGGUAUAUGGAUGUGGCCGAGAAGUUUAUCUACGGGCGGGAUUUUCUGAGCGAGGAGCCUGCGUGGGCGGAGGACUUUGCGCCGAAUGGGACGAGGCUUAGAAAGGGGGAUGUGUUGACGAGGAAGAGGUAUGCGAAGACGCUUAGAGCGGUGGCGGAAGGGGGCGCAGGUGUGUUUUACGAGGGGCCCAUUGCGGAAGCGACAGUAGAGGCUGUGAGGGCGUCGAAUGGGACGAUGACGCUUGAGGACCUACGUGGGUAUGAGAUCAGGAGUAGAGCACCGCUGCAGGCGGAGUAUAAGGAUUUCAAGCUCGCGUCUGUGGGUGCGCCCGCGGCGGGGGCUGUUGUGCUCAGCGCGUUCAAGACCAUCGAGGGCUACGAAGGCAUGAAUGAUGCCAAAGCUACUAACCUGAGCACUCACUACCUCGACGAGGCGCUCCGUUUUGCCUACGCGGAGCGCUCCUCCCUAGGCGAUCCAGACUUCGUGAGUGGGACGGCCGCCCACCAAGAUACUAUGCUCAGCGAGGCCUCUGCUGCCCGCAAGCGCAGCAAGAUCUCGUCUGAUCAUACGCUUCCUAUCGAAGAGUACAACCCGGACGGCUACGAGAUCCUCGAAAACCACGGGACCAGCCACAUCGUUGCGGCCGAUGCCUCCGGAAUGGCCAUUUCCCUCACCUCAACAAUCAACCUCAUCUUCGCCGGCGGCCUCAUUGUCCCCUCCACCGGCGUAAUCCUCAAUGACCAAAUGAAUGACUUCUCCCUCCCCAACACUCGCAACGAAUUCGGCUACCCGCCCUCCCCCUCGAACUACAUCCGGCCCGGCAAACGCCCCCUCUCCUCCAUCGCCCCCGUCAUCGUCGAGCACGCCUCCAACGGCAGCUUGUACUACGUCCUCGGCAGCGCGGGCGGCGCCAAAAUCAUAUCCGCUGUCGCGCAGAACUUGUGGCAUGUGCUGGACCACAAUAUGAGCGCGAUCGACGCGCUGUAUGAGCCGAGGUUCCAUGAUCAGCUGAUUCCGAAUGUCAUCGCCUUCGAAUGCAAUUCUACGAAUCCGAAUUGCGCGCCGGACGGGAAGGCGCCGCACGACCUCGGGAAGUCCGACGUGGGCGGUUUGCAUCCCUGGGCCGAGUCAGGCAUCGGCACGGGCACCGCGCGCGCGUUCGACAACGGCACGAUUGCGUUCAUGAAGGAGAGGGGCCACAACGUCACGUGGAUGCCGCAGGGCUACAGCUCGGCCCAGGCGCUGCGGGUGUGCUGGAACGGGACGUUUGAAGCGGCGGGGGAGCCGCGGCAGCGGGACAGCGGGGGGUUUGCCGUUUGA